Molecule: messenger RNA, 1638 nt
Organism: Necator americanus (New World hookworm)
Lineage: Eukaryota; Metazoa; Nematoda; Chromadorea; Rhabditida; Ancylostomatidae
Exons: 6
Coding region: 1-1638 (545 amino acids)
Source: RefSeq, a predicted model, not a curated record
AUGAGAGCUCGGCCCGUCGUCACCAUCGAAAACUACACCAUAUACUGCGGCGAUGUUGAUGAGAACAAAGUAGGUGUGAGGAACGAUUACAAGAACCUGGUGGAGGAAUUUGGCUCAACGUCGUCUAGAUGCGCCUUUCUACGACUGCGGGAUCGCAGAGGACGUAAACUCUGGAUCGUAAGUGCUCGUGCACCUACACCGCUGAAGACAACACAGGUGGUCAUUGUGGGCAUCGACGCAAACGCGAAGAUGGGACUCGAACAGCAAUCCGAUGUGCUAGGAAAAUGGUAUUAUCCAGCGGAGCGCACGUCGGACAACGGUGACCGUCUGGUCGACUUGUGCGAACAGACGGGCCUCAUCAUCGCUUCCACGUUUAAGAGGAAUCAUCGACGCCAUCAGCUCACGUGGCAGGGGUCAACCCUUUUAAUGCCUGAACAGCAGCGCAAGCGGAAGAUGAGGACUCUUAAACUUCAGCUCGACUACGUUCUGGCGAGGAACAUUCCUCAGUCAGAUAUCCGAAAAUCUAGAGCUGUUUGGGACGUCGCGUUCGACUCUGACCACCGUCCAGUUGUUCUCAGCUUCAAGACACGGUUCAACAAGAGAAACCGAGGAGUUCCUCUUCAACCGAAAAUCGGCAUGGCAGGUCUGAAAGACGAUGAAUGCAGAAGAAAAUUCCGCCAACGUGUGUCUAUUCAUGUUCGAGUACGGACCAGAAAGAAGCUUAGCGAUGCGGAUUCUUUCACAAAUUACAUCCAGGAUGCUGCAAGGGAAACGCUCCCGGUUCUAUUGCCGCGGAAGAAGUUUGCCUUUUCAUACAAUUCUGUAUGUGGAUCUGCACUGCUGGAAAAGCGUCUUAGAAGGAAGCUGCGUCGUCAACUGCAACAAGACUGCGAUAACGAGUGGAUGUCAAGAGCGAUGGAGCUUGAGAAGGCGUUAGAGCACAGGAACCCGCGGAGAGCCUACGCUCUACUAAAACAACCGACAUAUGCGGUUAACAAGGAGCCACCGACCGAGUCGGAGGUACUGGUCUCUAUUCAGAAAAUGAAGAAUGGAAAAUCUGGUGGAGACGACGGGAUUAGCGCAGAAAUGCUAAAAUAUCUUCCUCCGUCUAGGAUUCUUCGAACACCAGCCGGAUGUGCAACACCGUUUGAAGUGGUAACUGGAGUAAGACAAGGGGCAGAGGCAGGACCUUUCCUGUUCAAUUUCGCCAUCGACGACAUUAUGCGAAAAACAGUUGACCAGUGUCCUGCCGACAUUGUCUUAGCACCAUCAGGGUGCCCCUUGACUGACCUCGAGCACGCCGACGAUGUUGUUAUAUUCGCGGAAAGCAGUACGAAACUUCAACAUGUUGUCAACCUUGUAUCGAAGCUGGCUGCAGCCUACGGACUACGCCUACGCCCUGAUAAAUGCAAGGAGGCCGGCAAAUCGCCUUGUUCAACGAGUUCUGAGGAGUUUGCCAGAUUCGAGCUGGAAGAAGCCACCGGAAAACGGAAGUUCUGGACUGAGGUGGUGAAAGAGGACCUGAGGACACUCGGCGUGGAUAGGCAGUUCAAGCGAGACGUAAGGUUUCGCAGAGUAUGGAAUAACGACGAAUGGAUUGAUUCUGUGCAAGCUCUCGCAGAAGAUCGAGAAGGUUAG